This is a messenger RNA of Prunus avium (sweet cherry), 1077 nucleotides long. RefSeq names its product ethylene-responsive transcription factor 2-like. Gene Ontology annotation, biological process: ethylene-activated signaling pathway; regulation of DNA-templated transcription. Lineage: Eukaryota; Viridiplantae; Streptophyta; Magnoliopsida; Rosales; Rosaceae. Gene Ontology annotation, molecular function: DNA-binding transcription factor activity; DNA binding. The record is from RefSeq and is a predicted model, not a curated record.
GAAAAUAGAAAAAGAUAUUUAUGUAAUAUCUUGGUUCUGCAGAUCCCCUCCCCCGCUUCUAUAUAUACUCUUGUUUACCUCCUCUUCCAAAAUUCGUAAGUCACUCCUCAUAUUUCCUCCUCCUUCUUCUUCUUCUUCUUCUUCUUCUUCUUCUCUCUAGCAAUUAAGCCAUUACAAGCUGGUGAUCAUGAGUGAUAAUAAUCAAUCUCUGAUACCAUGCUUAACAGAACAGUGGGGAGAUUUGCCAUUCAAAGUUGAUGACUCGGAGGACAUGAUUGUCUACAGCUCCCUCAACGAUGCUCUUAGCUUCGGCUGGUUACCCGAUCACAGCUUGUACGAAUAUGUCAAGCCUGAGCCCCUCCUCUAUGAUCCCUUUGAUCACCAUCAUGCGCUCCCAAACUUUUUCACCCAAUUCCAACAAUACCAAGAUGUCAAUAAUGCUCCAAUCACCCUGCCCUUUGAACAUGAUCAUCAUGAUGAUCAGAAGCAAGCGCAAGUAGUUGAUGCAGCUGAUCAAAAUAAGGCGCCAAAGUCCGGGGUGGCGAGAGGGAGGCAUUAUAGAGGGGUAAGGCAGAGGCCGUGGGGGAAGUUCGCCGCUGAGAUUCGGGACCCGGCUAAAAAUGGAGCUAGAGUUUGGCUCGGGACCUACGAGACUUCUGAGGAAGCGGCUCUGGCUUAUGACCGAGCCGCAUACCGCAUGCGUGGCUCCAAGGCUUUGCUCAAUUUCCCCCACCGGAUUGGCUUGAAUGAGCCACCGCCUGUCCGAGUCACCGGCAAGCGCAAAGAGCCCGAGGCAGAGACCGCUGCGGCUGCUUCAACAACGCCGCCAAAAUCCGCUAAGAGGACCAAAGCCUCCUCGGUGGCUGAACAUGAUCAUCAUCAAGCAAAUGUGUUUCGGACAAGGCAAAACAGUAGUAUGGGUCUGCUGCCACUUGGCGAACAACUAUUGGUUAGCUAGGUGAUCAUUAUAUUAGUUGUGUACUGGCUUAGCUAGGGAACGGAUAUAUAAUAUGAGAGUUUUAAGUGGUCAAUGUGGCGUAAUUAUAAUCUGCAAUUGUUAAUUAUUUACAAAGUGAU